This is a messenger RNA of Ornithorhynchus anatinus (platypus), 4205 nucleotides long. It is a transcript of the gene LZTS1, whose product is annotated as leucine zipper tumor suppressor 1. The transcript is spliced from 4 exons. Gene Ontology annotation, cellular component: dendritic spine. NCBI's taxonomy places the organism in Eukaryota, Metazoa, Chordata, Mammalia, Monotremata, Ornithorhynchidae. The record is from RefSeq and is a predicted model, not a curated record. Bases 301 to 2151 code for a protein of 616 amino acids. Gene Ontology annotation, biological process: regulation of dendrite morphogenesis; regulation of synaptic plasticity.
CGGAGCCCGAGCGGGGCGCAGAGGGCGGGAGCGGCGCCAACGGGGCGCUAAACGCUCUGCCCCCGGCGCAAACUUUGCCCCUGCAGCUUUGCACCCCUGCAGCCUUGCACCCCUGCAGCCCUGCAGCCUUGCACCCCUGCAGCCUUGCACCCCGAGCUCGGACAAGGUUGCCUCCCCCGGCCUCCGCGAGGCCUUGGCUAUGACCAGAGCCUCUUUAGCGAGCCCAGACACCUCCUCGCUCCCGCACCAUAACCGUUGGACCGCGUCGUCGACCCACCAGGCCCUCAGCUCCGAGGCACCAUGGGAAGUGUCAGUAGCCUCAUCUCUGGCCACAACUUUCACAGCAAGCACUGCCGCGCUUCCCAGUACAAGCUGCGCAAGUCCUCCCACCUCAAAAAGUUGCACAGGUACUCGGACGGGCUGCUGAGAUUCGGCUUCUCCCAGGAGUCCGGCCACAGCAAGUCCAGCUCCAAAAUGGGCAAGAGCGAAGACUUCUUCUACAUCAAGGUCAGCCAGAAAGCACGAGGUUCCCACCGCACGGACUACACAUCGCUGACCAGCGGGGAGCUUGGGGGCCAGGCUGGGAUGGACUUCGGCUCAUCCACGCCGCCCAAACUCGUACCCUUCUCCAACCAACUGGAACUGGGCUCAGAGAAGAGCGUGGUGAGGCCAACAGCGUUCAAACCCGUCUUGCCUCGAGGCGGGGCUCUCCUGCACUCCUCCCCAGAGAGCGCCGACCACCAGCUGCACCCCGCUCCCCCUCCUCCUCCUCCACCUCCUCCGGACAAGCCCAAAGAGCAGGAGCUGAAGCCCGCGCUCUACUCCGGGGGCCUGUCCGACUCAGGCCGCAACUCCAUGUCCAGCCUCCCCACCCACAGCACCAGCAGCAGCUACCAGCUGGAUCCUCUGGUCACCCCGGCGGGGCCCCUGAACCGCUUCGGGGGCUCCGCCCACAACAUCACCCAGUGCGCGGUCCUCCAGGACAGCAACAUGAUGAGCCUGAAGGCCCUGUCCUUCUCCGACGGGGGCAGCAAGAUCACCCAUCCGGGGAAGGGGGGCAGCCGCCGCCCCGCCGCCGACAGAGCCGCCUCCUGCGUCCGCUCCCCGCUGUCCACGGACGAGUGCACGAUCCUGGAGCUGGAGCAGAAGCUCCUGGAGCGGGAGGGGGAGCUGCGGGAGCUGCAGUGCAGCUUGGAGGAGAAGGAGCUGGCCUCCUGCCAGGCCUACGAGGAGACCCAGCGGCGCUGCACGGAGGAGCUGGAGGGGCUGAAGCAGAAGUGCAGCCACAAGCUGAAGCAGGCCUCCCAGAAGAGCCAGCGCACGCAGCAGGUGCUGCACCUCCAGGUGCUCCAGCUGCAGCAGGAGAAGCAGCAGCUCCGGGACGAGCUGCAGACCCUCAUGAAGGAGCGGGAUCUGCUGGAGACCAAGCUGAGAUCGUACGAGAAGGAGAAGACCAGUUUGGGCCCGGCUCUGGAGGAGACCCAGUGGGAGGUGUGUCAAAAGUCCGGCGAGAUCUCCCUCUUGAAGCAGCAGCUGAAGGACUCCCAGCUGGAGGUCACCACCAAGACCAACGAGAUCCUCAGCCUGAAGGCCCAGCUGAAGGAAAUGCGGGGGAAGCUGGAGGGGCUGGAGCUGAAGACCCAGGACCUGGAGAGUGCCCUGCGCACCAAGGACCUCGAGCUGGAGGUGUGCGAGAACGAGCUGCAGCGCAAGAAGAACGAGGCGGAGCUGCUGCGGGACAAGGUCAGCCUGCUCGAGCGGGAGCUGCGGGCCGAGGCAGCCCUCCAACAGGAGCGUCGGGACGAGGGGCGGGACCGGCUCCCGGGCCCGGGGGGCUUCCCGGAGGAGAUCCCCGCCCUCCAGAGGGAGGUCGACAGGCUGCGGGCCGAGCUGAGGGAGGAACGGCAGGGCCACGACCAGAUGACGUCCGGCUUCCACCACGAGCGGCAGGUGUGGAAGGAGGAGAAGGAGCAGGUGAUCCACUACCAGAAGCAGCUGCAGCAGAGCUACCUGGCCAUGUACCAGCGCAACCAGCGCCUGGAGAAGACCCUGCAGCAGCUGGCACGGGGAGAGGGCGGAGGCGAGCCCUUCGAGAUCGACAUCGAAGGUGCCGACGUCCCCUACGAAGACAUCAUAGCCACUGAAAUCUGAGGGGGGGACAUGGGGGUGGCGUUCACUGCGGGGGCGCGGGGGGAGGGAUGAGGGCAGGGGCCAGAUCAGCACUGUACAUUCCCCCAACGGGCCAGCUGGCUGGCGUUAAGACCGCCGUGGUUCAGGUGAUGGGGAAAGGAGAGGGGGAGGGAGAUACCGUGUUGAGAAGAGAGACCUCUCCUCUGCCCACCCCUGCCCCCUCUGCAAAGGCUGAGGGUCAUCUGACCCAUUGCCCCAAAGGAGAUGGGGCCAUCUGACCUAUUGCCCCAAAGGAGAUGGGGUCAGGGAUAGUUUAGCUAAAGACUCUCCAAAACCUUCGGACCUCGGGGAGUUCCCAUGUGCCCUGUAAGUGAACAGAGAGAGUCUACCACCCACCCCUGGGAGCCUCUGGCCCUCCUCUUCCCAUCAAUGCCUUUUCUCCUAGAUUCAACAUCUCCGAUUCCCUUCUGGGACUGGGAAGGAGCCGAACCGAUUCUGGCCAGUGAUAGGACAAGCUGGGGGUUUCCCAAAGUCAUGGGGAUUGCCUGCCUAGGCAGCAUCAGGAAAGGGCUACUCCAGCACCACAGCUACCCCUUGGGCCUUGGGCCACCGGCUCGGGGAGGCAGAGAGAAAGAGCACUGAGGCAGGACCGGACCCUCAGGCCUUGGAAAGGGAGCGAGGUGCGGGGAGAAAAGCCUUUUUUUCCUGACCAAAAAACUAAAAAAAAGAAGACAGAUUUACUCCAGGAAGUGCCACUUCUCUGGCAGAUACAUAAUCAGGUGCCAACCCUUGAGUGCCAACCCCACCCCACCACCCCGCACCCCAUUCACCCACCUCCAUGAUACCUCCCCUCCAUCCCAUCUGCCCAUCAGACUGGGGAUAAGGUCUGCCAAGGAGGAUAGUGAGCUUUGGCCUUGGUGACUUCCCUUGGAUGCCAAAGGGUUUGGACCUGAAUGGGGAAGAUAAGUGGCAAGUCUGGUGUCCCCACUUGGACCUCCAAACAGGGUAACGUAGUCCUCUCCUCCCUCCCACCAAGAGAUACACAUUGACUCUGCUUGGAUGGCUUGGGUGGGCAGAGAUCCUACCUGGUGUGUCAUUUCUCUUCUCUUUUUUAUGUUUGAGUAGGAAACUUUCCCCAGAGGUUGGUCUAUAGCCUAUAUACGCUUAACAUCCUGGUUAUAGAGCUAUGAUUCUUCAGGUUUCCUGUCCCCGGAGUGAAUUGGGCACCUCCUUCAGCAGUGACUCCAAGCACAUCCCUUUCCAGUCUGGGUGACUGUCAGAUCCCAACUAGCACAGAGAGGCGAUGAGCCCACAUAUAGGCAGCUUCCGGAAACAUAGCAGCCCUUUACAAUCUUUCACCCGCCCUGCUCCCUCUGGAGACGAUUUUCCUCCAAGGGCAGGGAUUCUUUACACCAGCUCCAAUGAGGCGGGGGGAUAAUGUUGCAUCCUAAUACUCCCUUUGUGCACAAAGCAUCAGCAAGUAAUUCUCCAGACAGCCCAAAAACCCACCAAAGGCAUUAGUAGGAAAUGCAUGCUGAGAUCACUCUUACCAGUCUCACUGCGCAAGUAUUUACCCGUCCAGCUGAGCGCUUAGGGAGGUGACUUACAAAUUUCUAAUGCAGUGCUGCAAAUUGCCCCUCAGGGUUCCUGACGAAAUUUUGAACUUAAAUUCCUCUCCCCACUGGCCCUAAAGGUCCACUUGAGUUUGCCUUCUUGAACCCAAGUGACUUCAGGGUACCCGCAGUUUGGUACAUAAGACCCAGAGCAGGUGAGCUAAGCAGAAUCCUCUUUCCUCUGUGAUAUUAGGGGGAUGGGAGAGAAGUUGAGAAUUCCUGCUAGAAGCCAGACUUUCACUAGAUCACCCUAGGCACCGCGGCUUCAGGAACGUGUCUCGACUCAGUUUUAGGAACCGGGUUAGGUGGGGUAGAAUGCAGCUCAAGGAGUAUGGUCGGGGAUGUAGCGAUAACGAAGAUGAGCCAAUCUGCGGGUUGAGGAGCAGGAGUUUCCGGGCAUCUUGACUCACUUAUUCACCCCCCCUACACCCUUGUCACUUUCUUCAGGUUCCCAGAAGCAAA